Molecule: messenger RNA, 5151 nt
Organism: Labeo rohita (rohu)
Lineage: Eukaryota; Metazoa; Chordata; Actinopteri; Cypriniformes; Cyprinidae
Gene: atp6v0a1b
Product: ATPase H+ transporting V0 subunit a1b
Exons: 22
Coding region: 143-2749 (868 amino acids)
Biological process (GO): proton transmembrane transport; vacuolar acidification
Cellular component (GO): vacuolar proton-transporting V-type ATPase, V0 domain; plasma membrane; vacuolar proton-transporting V-type ATPase complex
Molecular function (GO): ATPase binding; proton-transporting ATPase activity, rotational mechanism
Source: RefSeq, a predicted model, not a curated record
UGUAGCAGUAGCAGGUGUGACGUCACGUAGCAGGUCUGAUCAUCAUCGCAGAGGUGAACAGAUCUCUUACUGAAGACGUCAAGGACGACUGACCUGUAGCAUCCAUUUGAGCUGUGGGUGAGUUCCUGUGGCCUGCAGCACCAUGGGGGAGUUAUUCCGCAGUGAGGAGAUGACUCUGGCCCAGCUCUUCCUCCAGUCUGAAGCGGCCUACUGCUGUGUCAGUGAACUGGGAGAGCUGGGAAUGGUCCAGUUCAGAGAUCUCAACCCAGAUGUGAACGUGUUCCAGAGGAAGUUUGUGAAUGAAGUGAGACGUUGUGAGGAGAUGGACAGGAAACUCAGGUUCGUAGAGAAGGAAAUUAAGAAAGCUAACAUUCCAACAAUGGACACUGGUGAGAAUCCCGAAGUCCCAUUCCCACGAGACAUGAUUGACCUAGAGGCAACCUUUGAGAAGCUGGAGAAUGAGCUGAAAGAGAUCAACACUAAUCAAGAGGCCCUGAAGAAGAACUUUCUAGAGCUGACAGAACUCAAACAUAUCCUCAGACGUACCCAGCAGUUCUUUGAUGAGAUGGAGGAUCCAAACCUUUUGGAAGAAUCAUCAUCUCUGCUAGACCCCAGUGAGGCUGGUCGAGGUGCCCCGCUGCGACUAGGGUUUGUGGCUGGGGUUAUAAACCGGGAGAGAAUACCCACGUUUGAAAGGAUGCUGUGGAGAGUCUGCCGUGGAAAUGUCUUUUUACGUCAGACAGAGAUUGAGGACCCUCUUGAGGACCCCACAACUGGAGACCAGGUGCACAAAUCUGUGUUCAUCAUCUUCUUCCAAGGAGACCAGCUGAAGAACAGAGUGAAGAAGAUCUGUGAAGGGUUCCGUGCAUCUCUGUACCCGUGCCCUGAGACCCCUCAGGAGAGGAAGGAAAUGGCAGCAGGUGUCAACACCCGCAUUGAUGACCUCCAGAUGGUACUGAAUCAAACGGAGGACCACCGGCAGAGGGUUUUGCAGGCCGCUGCGAAAACCAUACGUGUGUGGUUUAUCAAAGUGAGGAAGAUGAAGGCCAUUUAUCACACUCUGAAUCUCUGUAACAUUGAUGUUACACAGAAAUGUUUGAUCGCAGAGGUCUGGUGCCCCGUUUCUGACCUCGAUUCCAUUCAGUUCGCUCUGCGGAGGGGAACAGAACGGAGUGGCUCCACAGUUCCCUCCAUCUUGAACCGCAUGCAGACCAAACAAACUCCACCUACUUACAACAAGACCAACAAGUUCACCUCGGGGUUCCAGAAUAUUGUGGAUGCUUACGGCAUCGGGACCUAUCGAGAGAUUAACCCAGCACCAUACACAAUCAUUACGUUCCCAUUCCUGUUUGCUGUCAUGUUUGGAGACAUGGGUCAUGGAGUGCUGAUGACAUGUGCGGCACUUUAUCUUGUCAUCAGAGAGACCCGGCUGCUUGCUCAGAAGAGUGACAAUGAGAUGUUUAACAUGAUUUUUGCAGGACGCUAUAUCAUUCUUUUGAUGGGGAUAUUCUCAGUCUACACCGGAUUGAUCUAUAAUGACUGCUUCUCCAAGUCCCUCAACAUGUUCGGCUCAGGCUGGAGUGUGCGGCCCAUGUUUUUCCCUAAGGGAAACUGGACGUUUGAGACUUUGGAUGGUAACACGGUUCUUCAGUUAGACCCUGCUGUUCCUGGCGUGUUUGGUGGCCCCUAUCCUCUGGGCAUUGACCCCAUUUGGAAUAUCGCCACAAAUAAGCUGACUUUCCUGAACUCGUUUAAGAUGAAGAUGUCUGUAAUCCUGGGUGUCAUUCACAUGCUGUUUGGAGUCACGCUGUCCCUCUUCAAUCACCUGUACUUCAAGAAACCUCUGAACAUUUUCCUGGGUUUUAUCCCUGAGAUUGUGUUCAUGAGCAGUCUGUUUGGUUAUCUGAUCCUGCUCAUCUUCUACAAGUGGACGGCUUAUGAUGCAGCAACAUCUAAGGAUGCACCCAGUCUACUGAUUGCCUUCAUCAAUAUGUGUCUUUUCAACUACAAUGACCCCACCAACAAACCCUUGUACAGAGGACAGGCAGGAAUUCAGUCUCUGUUGGUGGUGAUAGCUCUGGCGUGUGUGCCGUGUAUGCUGGUGGUGAAGACUAUGGUCCUGCGCCGUCAGUACCUGUGGAGGAAGCACUUGUCCCAGAUGAGGGAGGCAAGACCUGCAGAGAAUCUAGAAACUUUAGAGCAGACAGGCACCAGCUCACCCACCGGACUCACCCAACAGGGCACGCAGAAGUUCGGUGGCGUCCGGGUCGGAAACGGGCCUACAGAGGACGAGGCGGAGAUCAUUGACCACGACCAGCUCUCGCAGCACUCAGAGGAAGGAGAUGAGCAUUCAGAGGAAGAACCGUUUAACUUUGGAGAUGUGGCUGUUCAUCAGGCCAUUCACACUAUAGAGUAUUGUCUGGGCUGCAUCUCCAACACUGCCUCAUACCUGCGGCUCUGGGCCCUUAGUUUGGCUCAUGCUCAGUUGUCUGAGGUUCUUUGGGGAAUGGUGAUGCAUCUUGGACUGUCCUCAAGGAGUGGAGGCGGAUUCUUUGGCCUGUCGAUCAUUUUCUCUGCCUUUGCCACGCUAACAGUGUGCAUCUUACUUAUCAUGGAGGGACUGUCUGCAUUCCUGCAUGCUCUACGCUUGCAUUGGGUGGAGUUCCAGAACAAAUUCUACACAGGACAGGGCUUCAAGUUUGUCCCGUUUUCCUUCGAGAGUAUCCUGGAGGGUCGAUUUGACGAAUGAGCGACUUCAGCUUUAUCAAAUAUCAUCAAUUCCCACUCCUGCAUGGAUCCUGUCUCACCCUGUCCUCUUCAGGAGCAGUGCUGUCUGGUGAAGUGUUUGUAAGAUGUGACCCCUAACCUCUAAAUGCACAUUUUCCUGGGUGUUUUUGAGAUGUGCUGUGUUCUGUAAGCCUUUCUGCCAGAUUUAUAACCCCACUUUAUGUAAACAGUCCUUCAAAACAGUGUGUUAACUAUAAUGGAUGUUACAAUGUUAAAAAUAUAUAAGGAGUCCUGAUUGGAAAUCUAGAUUGAACAGUUUUAAUUAUUUAGAGGUAUUUCACAAACUGCACUCUAAAAGGGCUUUUCACACUGCUCUUAACCCUGAGUUAUUGCCAUUCUAAACCCCGAUUUUAACCCCAGGUAAAGGAAUGUUAUUGUCACGGAGCGACUGAGACAAGAGACGUGCGGAUCCAAAUGCAAUUCUUUAUUAUAAGACAAGGUCAAAACAGGCUUGGGUCAACACCAGCAAACAGAUAUAAACAGGGCAAGACGAAAGAGUAAUCCAGAGACAGGCAUGGGUCAAACAACGGCGAAUUUAAUCCAAAGGGCGAAGAAAACGGGUAAUCCACAGACAGAUGAGGAGCAGACAAAUUCCGAAACAGCAAGACAGAGGGUUAAUCUAAGACAGGCUAACGUUAUAAUUCCAGGACAGGUAUCAGACAGACAGGACAAGAUAAACCAGGCAAAGAUCAAGACACGGAUGAAACGUGUGGCUCUGUAAUGUUGCUAUUGCUAACACAGUGAUAAACACAAACAAUACUCAUAUUUAAAGUCUGUGUGAUUGCAGGUGAGUGUGUAAUCAGUGCAAUGGAACAUGGGAAAUGUAGUCCAGGGUGACGUGUAACAGUCUGUGUAGUGUGAGUUUUAAUGUAAUCGGAUGGCAACCUCUGGUGGUGAACAGGCAGAAGACCACAGACAGAAUUUAAAAGCAGGGUUAGCAUCAGAUUGGGACAGCAUUAGCACUCACAUACUUUAGUAUUCACAUACUUUGGAUGGCCACAGAAACACUUUAGCGUUUGAGGGGAAAAUGUCAACUGGUUAUGGAAAAUUAUUGUAAACAAUUCACAUGCUCCAUUCUUCCAGUCAAUGACACUGACACUGCAUACAUGCAAAUACAAAUGUUCUAUUUGAUGGGGUUUUAACGGGGUUUAGGAGUGUACUGUGUGAAACAUCAUCUUAAGAAUAGGCAGGAUUAAUUAUUAACCUUGGGUAAAUUAUGACCAGUGUCAAAUGUGAAGCAAGAUAACCCAGGAUUUUUACCUAGUACUUAGAAUGACCCGGGGUUAAUUAUUUAAAGUGUGAAAAUCCUCAAAGAGUAAUAUCCAGCUAAAGCAGCGACCUCCAAUCCUGUUCCUGGAGGUCCAAUGUCCUGCAAAAUUUAGCUCUAACACACUUGCCUGGAAGUUUCUAGUGAAUCUGAAGACCUUAAUUAGGGUUAAAGCUAAAGUCUGCGAGAAAACGGUCCUUGAGGAGCAGAUUUGGACGCCCCUGAUCAAAUUAUUUAUUGUAGAGCAGUGGUUCCCAGCCACGUUCCUGGAGCACAUUUUAAAUGUCUCCUUUUUUGACACACCCAUUUCAUGUCAUGGAGUCUCUGCUAAAGAACUGAUGACCUAAACCAGGUGUGUUUAAAUAAGGACACAUUUAAAAUGUGUAGUUGUGGGGGAGGAGGGCUCCAGAAAUGUGGUUGAGAACCGCUGUUAUAGUGCAGAGAACUGGAAUAAAUUGUUAUUCACUGUAGAAGUUUCAGUGGCGUUUACAUGAAAAUGUUUCGAUUUAAAAAUAUUUCCAGAUUAACAGUGAAAACCUGCAUUUACAUCUAAAGUCAUCAGUAAGUCUAGUCUUUAUGUUUCCACAAACCAUUUAAUUGUAUUUGUAUUGUUGUGAAGGGACAGAUGAAGUACCAUAGAUGGUUGCAGGGAUAUCAUAUUGCCUUGUUAAAACUUAACUGAAAAGUAGUCAACCUUGAUCCCAUCAUGCUAAAAAGCAGUUAGUCAAAAAAUCAACUGCAUUUUACAGAAUAAAGGUUAACAUCCUGUUACUGAGUAAACAAAAGUGGAUAUCAUAAGUCUCAUGAGGCAGCUAGUAAAAGGUGUUAAUGUUUGGUGGACUGUCUUCAGCUGUUUCCUGUUAAAAAGUGAAACAUAUCAACGGAAAUAAAAUAUUGAAGAUUUACUUUAUUAUCUAUUUAUUAGUUGCUGUGUUUGAUUGUUUUGCUGUGGUGAUGUGGUAAGUCUUUGACAUGCAGAAGAGAGUGUGCAUAAAUGAACAUUUCAGUGAGAACUAUACAUUCAGAAGAGUCAAAGCUAUCUGUUGUAAAACCCUGUUCCUGCUAAAUCAGACAAUUAAAGAUCUGGAGACAAUAAA